Molecule: messenger RNA, 1260 nt
Organism: Colletotrichum abscissum
Lineage: Eukaryota; Fungi; Ascomycota; Sordariomycetes; Glomerellales; Glomerellaceae
Product: argonaute siRNA chaperone complex subunit Arb1
Exons: 3
Coding region: 1-1260 (419 amino acids)
Biological process (GO): regulatory ncRNA-mediated gene silencing
Cellular component (GO): ARC complex
Source: RefSeq, a predicted model, not a curated record
AUGGCCGGCAAAAAGUCCGCCACGGCCGACCGCGGUCCAACUGCCAUGCACAAGUAUCGCGGCACUGGUUUCGAGGAAUUCUAUGCCGACCCUCCCAUGGCUCCUGCCGAAGCCCAGGAGGAGCGUGAGAACAUCUACAGCCUACGCAUCCAAUCAUGCAUCCAGCGCUACCGCGCUCGCCGCCGUCUGGGCGCUUCCGACCAGAUCUUCAACAAGUACCUCUUCUUGGGAGGCAUCGACACCACACCUCGCAUGUUUGGCGGCAAUGUAGAUGCCGACCUCAAGGACAUGACACCGGCAGAGAGACGAGAAGCAACGGCCAUUGACACCGUCUACAGCUCCGGCGGUGGUGCGCGGUUCUACAACGACGAUGAUCCCGAUGGCUGGGAUGUCGACUUUGCCGGUGUAGUCGCGGGGUUUUGCUCCGAGACGCUCCCGAACGAGACGGCCUGGGACUACGCGCAGAUGGGCAAGGCGGUUGGCCUGCUAGAGAACUUUCUCACCUAUAUCCUCCAGCACGACGUGUGCCCAGAGUAUGACGCCAAUGUCAAAGAAGCUCUGGAUCUCUGCCAAAAGGCCAAAGUCGACCUGCCGUUGUCUCAUCAAGCUCUCCUCCGAUUUCCUGGCCAAUUCAAUUUGGCGCUGUCGGAGCUGUUUUGCAAUGACUUUUUCUUCUUUGGAGACGCCGAGGAAUUCCAGCGGCCAAUGGAUUUCUCCCCUGAAGCGGUUUUCAAGGUUGCAAUGGCAAUGAAUGCUACCCAGGAGCAGUUCAAUGCCGUCGCUAAUGGUCUGAAGUACGGCACCAUUGAGGUCAUCGGCGAGGAGGAGUGCAGCGUCGAGAUUAUCUCCAUUCACCGGCCGAAUGAUGAGGCGCACAGGCUCACACGGAGCAUUCGUCUAGGCAAGGGACACCGAUUCGAGCCCGUCGGAAUAAUCAUCACGAAGCCUUGCGUCAUCGAGGAUGGCUACGACUACGGAGAGGACAUCAUUUUGUCUGAUGAACAGCGGGACACCUUCUACCUGGAAGAUUCAAUCCUGCAGCGCCUGAAGCCAGGUUUCAAACUGCAACUCUGCGUAUGCGAGCUCAACAUUGGCAUCAAGUUUGUGAAGCAGGCUCGUCAAGUUCUCGUGGAAUGGUACACCUUCCUGCCGCAGAACCUCAUGCGACACUACAAGGAGCCCGUACCUAAUGAGCGUCCUGCCCCGUCGGCCAUCAAGGAAGACGCGGAGACCGGCAAGCAAGAAGCUGUAACUAACUGA